GCAGCUCCAAGUUUUUUUUAUGGCCCAUUAUAUAAGCGAUCCCAAAAUGAGCAAAGAGAUUUUGAUAAAAGAGUUGAGAUAGAAGUUCAAAAAGUAACCUCUACUCUGAAAAUUGAGAUGGAGGAAAAGUUGUUUGAAGCGAAAGAAGAAAUUGAAGUGAGGGAUAAGAAGUUAUCGAAAGCAGAGGAGGAUAUGGAAAUGAUGAAGAAAAAAUUAUCUGAAGCAAAUAUGAAUAUGGAAGAAAAAAUAGAUGAUAAAGUAAAAGCAGGGAUACUAGCAUAUGUAGAUUCUUUGGGUAUUACUCUUGGCUCAAAUAGAAAAUCAUUUAGUAAUGAGCAGGUUUCUAAUAAAUCUAUUGAAGAUCGCCAACAAUCAUUAUCGCCCGUUUCAGUUGUUGACCCGAAAAAGGAAAACACGGUUCGGAAGACGGGAAGAAGUGCAGUUGGCCAAGGAAAAAAAAAGUGGAGUUUUUGAAGGGGAACGAUUGAGGUGAUCAAUUACUAGCAACAAGAUACUUGACCUGUGGAUUGAUGGUUUUACAAAGCUAUUUCACGUUUUAUUCAAGAAAUUAAGAGAUCUAAUCCAAUUAGGAGUUGAUAAAAUGUGAAAAGCAGGUGGUUUUGAAAUUAUUAGCUUCUAGUUAUAUUUCAAUUUUACUUGAGAUAGAACACAUUAUUUACUUUGAGAUCAUUUAACUUUUACUGGACACUUA
Solanum tuberosum (potato) is the source of this 712-nucleotide messenger RNA. RefSeq lists its product as uncharacterized. The record is from RefSeq and is a predicted model, not a curated record. The transcript has 4 exons. Lineage: Eukaryota; Viridiplantae; Streptophyta; Magnoliopsida; Solanales; Solanaceae. Bases 118 to 474 code for a protein of 118 amino acids.